AUAUGCGCAAAUAACAACUUACCACUACGCACAUUUACAAAGUCCAAACAUAACCUUAAAUGUCAAGAAAAAAGCACAUGCUUCUUUAGCAUGUUUUUAAAAAUAAUUUCAUUGAUUUCACAUAACACCAGCAUAAAAGAUCAUUUUUAUAAUGAAAGCUCGAAAAUGGGAGGAAUUAGAAGUUACUUUAAGCGAUUCUGUUUUAAAAACUCUUGAAAAUUUGAAAUUUCACACGAUGACACCAAUACAGGCAGCUUGUAUACCUUUGCUAUUAAGUGGAAAAGAUGUUGCUGCAGAAGCGGUAACAGGCAGUGGUAAAACAUUAGCUUUUAUAGUGCCAAUGUUAGAAAUAUUGCAGAAAAGGAUAGAAGUUUGGAAACCACAAGAAAUCGGUUCAAUAAUAAUUUCUCCAACAAGAGAAUUAGCAACACAAAUUAGCGACGUCUUAUCGAAUUUUCUUGAGGAUCUUUCAAACUUAAAACAAAUUCUUCUUGUUGGAGGUACCACUGUUCGUGAGGAUGUGGAGAGACUCAAGAACGGUGCAAACAUUAUUGUUUGCACACCUGGAAGAUUGGAGGACUUAUUAACGAAUUGCAAAGAAAUGAAUUUAAUUGCUGGUGUAAAGUCUUUAGAAUUACUAGUCCUCGAUGAAGCGGAUCGUUUAUUAGAUUUAGGUUUUUCUGAUAGUAUCAAUGCAAUUUUUAGUUUCUUACCUCGACUUAGAAGAACAGGAUUAUUCUCAGCUACUCAAACAAAAGAAUUACAACAAUUAAUAAGAGCAGGUUUGAGAAAUCCAACAUUGGUUGCUGUCAAAGAAAAAUCAAGUGUCUCUACUCCUGUUAAUUUGAGUAAUAAUUAUUCAAUAGUGAAUUCUGAAAAUAAAUUCGCAACAAUGGUGAAAUUUAUUAAAAAGCAUGGCUUUAAUAUGAAGUACAUGGUUUUCUUUUCAACAUGUGCGUGUGUUGAUUACUUCAGUCAUGUUUUAACAGUACUCUUACCAUCUUUUAAAGUAUUAGCACUUCACGGUAAAAUGAAAAAUAAAAGACAUAAAAUAUUUGAAGAAUUUCGAAACAUCGAAAAUGGUCUAUUGGCAUGUACAGAUGUAAUGGCUCGAGGAAUUGAUAUACCAGAAGUCGAUUGGGUUUUGCAAUUUGAUCCACCUUCGACUGCAAGUAGUUUUGUUCAUAGAUGUGGAAGAACUGCGAGAAUAGGUAACGAAGGUAACGCUCUUCUUUUUCUUUUAGAAUCUGAAGAUGCUUACAUAGACUUUAUUAAAAGAAAUCAGAAAGUAGAGUUAAAAGAAAUUAAGACAGAAUCAUUUGAUAAUUUCGCGACAAAUUGUUUAAAGACAAUGAGAAAUUUACAGCGAAACGAUAGACUUUUGUUUGACAAGGCAAAUCGUGCUUUCGUUUCAUAUACGCAAUAUUAUCAAAAACACGAAUGUCGUUUAAUUUUAAGACUAAAGGAUCUAGAUUUAGGCAAAGUAGCGUUGAGUUUUGGUUUAUUAAAAAUGCCACGUAUGCCGGAAUUAAAAGGUUUGGAUUUAUCAUCAUUUCAUGAAGAGAAAUUUGACAUUAACACUAUUAAAUACAAAGAUAAACAAAGAGAAGCAAGUAGACUCGAGAAAUUGAAAGAAUUUAAAGAAACGGGCAUUUGGCCAGGUAAAAAAAUUCGGAAAAUGAAAAAAACUGAACCAUGGUCAGAGGCAAAGAAAAAUAAAUUAAAUCAUCAAGAAAGAAGAAAAAAUAAACGUGAGAAAAGAAAGAAAAAAAUUGAAAUGAAUUCAGAUCCUAUUAAAAAGAAACGCAAAAAGGGUAUAAGUGAGGAAGACUUGGCAGAAUUGACAAAGGAUAUGGCUCUUAUUAAGAAAUUAAAGAAAAAAAAGAUUAGUGAACAGGAAUUUGAUUUUGCAUUUGGAAUUGAAUCUUAAACAAUAAAUAAGAAUAUUAAAAAUUGUCAAUAAUACUUUUUAUUAUUAACAAUUAUUUUAUCGAUAGAGAUAAAAAUAUAUGAAUAUAUGUUUUUUUCAAAAAUUUUAA
This is a messenger RNA of Leptopilina boulardi, 2039 nucleotides long. Its product is annotated as probable ATP-dependent RNA helicase DDX55 homolog. The record is from RefSeq and is a predicted model, not a curated record. Lineage: Eukaryota; Metazoa; Arthropoda; Insecta; Hymenoptera; Figitidae. Gene Ontology annotation, molecular function: ATP binding; nucleic acid binding; RNA helicase activity. The transcript has 7 exons. Gene Ontology annotation, cellular component: nucleolus. The coding region runs from base 152 to 1930 and encodes 592 amino acids.